This is a messenger RNA of Gryllus bimaculatus (two-spotted cricket), 2649 nucleotides long. The record is from the annotation of a GenBank genome assembly. NCBI's taxonomy places the organism in Eukaryota, Metazoa, Arthropoda, Insecta, Orthoptera, Gryllidae.
CGCGCCGCUCAGAUGUUAGUCCCGUCGGGUGUGCUACUGCCGUCCACGCGGACGUCAGGUCCUCCGCGAACGCCUUCCGCGGGCAAGCGCCGCAGAGCGGGUAACUAGCGAACAAGAAUGCGUUAGAAAAGGUCGGCGGAUUGUCGUUGUGCCAUGUCUUCCGUCGUUUCCGGGUUCGUGACGGUGACCGUGCAGCAGGGCGACCUGCGUGGGCGUUCCCGCAAAACGCCCAGUGGGAAGGACUUCCUCAGCUUCCAGGGCGUGCCCUAUGCCAAGCCUCCAGUCGGGGAUCUUCGCUUCAAGGCCCCGCAGCCAGCCGAGCCGUGGGCGGGCGUCCGCGACGCCACGCGUCCGGGCAGCCCCUGCCUGCACCUCAACACCCUGGUGAAGCGGCUGGUGGGCAGCGAGGAUUGCCUCUUCCUGAACGUGUUCACGCGCCGCCUGCCCACCGCCAGCCUCGAACCGCGGGCCGUGAUGGUGUGGAUCCACGGGGGAGGCUUCACAGAGGGCUCCGGCAACGACUGGGGGCCGGAGCACUUCAUGGAGCACGACGUGGUGCUCGUCACCUUCAACUACCGCCUGGGGCCUCUGGGAUUCCUGAGCCUGGGGACGAAGGAGUUGCCAGGCAAUGCUGGUCUGAAGGAUCAGGUGCUGGUUCUCCGCUGGGUGCGGGAUAACAUUGCCGUGUUCGGAGGGGACCCCCACAACGUCACGCUCUUCGGGGAGAGCGCGGGCGCUUCCUGUGCUCACCUGCACUGGAUGUCCCCGCUGUCCAAAGGGCUGUUUCGGCGCCUGAUCUGCUCGAGCGGUUCCGGCUUGUGCUGGUGGAGCAUCUCCAGGGACAGCGUGGGGCGCGCCAAGCGCCUGGCCCUGGCCGCCGGGUGCGACGCAGCCAUCCUGGACGAUUGCGAGGCGCUCGUUCAGUGGCUACGAGAGGUGCAGGCGCAGAAGCUGCUGCAGGCAGUGAAGUCGGCCAGGACGAGGGUGGAGCGGUUGAGCUACACCAGCUUCCCGUUCGUGCCGGUCGUGGAGCCCGAGCACCCGGGCGCCUUCCUCACCAAAGACCCUCACCAGGUGGUGGCGGAGCGGCUGGCUGACAGAUGCCGACCAAUGCCCAUCCUCUUGGGGCUGAUGUCGCACGAAGGGAUACUUCGGUUACCGGGUGUUCUUUCUCCAGAAGCUUGGGCGCGCACGGAUGAAAACUUUCAAUAUCUCUUGCCUUACGACGUGCUGGCAGACCCCAGGGACACAGAGAGAACUAAAGAAGUAUGCCAGCGCAUCAAAGACUUCUACAUGGCAGGCAAGAAGCUCUCGGAGGAGACAGCAGAGGGUUACGUGCAUUUCUCAACAGACAUGAUGUUUGCGCAUGCGCUGACCACGACGGCGCGAAUACAUUCCCGGCUGGGCGCGCCGGUGUACCUGUUCGAGUUCGCGUACGUCGGGCGCCUCAACGUGUUCGGGCCGCUGUACGGGGCGCAGCGCGUGCCCGGUGCCUGCCACGCCGACGACCUGGGCUACCUCUUCCACCUGGACCGCCUGCCGCCCGUCGAGGACAGCAGCCCCGAGGCGCGCGUGCGCCGCCGCAUGGUGCGCAUGUGGGUGCACUUCGCGCAGACCGGGAAUCCGACUCCAGCACUGAAUGAAGAAAUAACCCUGAAAUGGGAGUUAUUUUCGGAAGCGGAACCCAACUACUUACAAAUGAGUCAUGAACUGACGCUCAACUCUGGCCUUUUAAAAGAGCGCAUGGAAUUUUGGGAUAAUUUGUACAAAAAUGAAGGGACUCACAGACGCUAUUUAGACAAUCAAAUUGAUUCAAAUGUAUGGAGAAAAUGGUCGUCAAACUUAUAAUGACCAACUGAUAAUCUAGAGAAGGUCCUGAACUUCCGAAUGUGAAGGGAAUUUGUUUCAAAAAAGAUUAAUAAAAUGAACGCCGAGCCCCCACAUGAUCGACUUGCUCGAGCCGAGCCCCCACAUCAUCGACUUGCUCGAGCCGAGCCCCCACAUCAUCGACUUGCUCGAGCCGAGCCCCCACAUUUCCCUCGACUUGCUCGAGCUGAGCCCCACAUCAUACGACUCUGCUACGAGCCGAGCCCACACCAUAUCGACCUUGCUCGAGCCCAGCCCCCACACAUCGACUGCUCGAGCCGAGCCCCCACAAAUCAUCGACUUGUCGAGGCCGAGCCCCCACAUCAAUCGACUUGCUCGAGCGAGCCCCACUACAUCGACUUGCUCAGAGCCGAGCCCCGCACAUCAAUCGACUUGCUCGAGCGAGCCCCCACAUGCAAUCGACUUGCUCGAGCCGAGCCUCCACAUCAAAUCGACUUGCUACGAGCGGCCCCACAUCAUCGCUUGCUCGAGCCGAGCCCCCCACAUCAUCGACUUGCUCGAGCCGAGCCCACAUGCAAUCGACUUGCUCGAGCGGAGCCCCCACAUCAUCGACUUGCUCGAGCGGAGCCCCCACAUCCAUCGACUUGCUCGAGCCGAGCCCCACAUCAUCGAACUUUGCUUCGAGCCCGAGCCCCAUCAUCGACUUGCUUCGAGCCGAGCCCCCACAUCAUCGACUUGCUCGAGCGAGCCCCCACAUCAUCGACUUGCUCGAGCGAGCCCACAAUCCAAUCGACUGCUCGAGCCGAGCCCCCACAUCAUUAG